CGGUCGAUUUUACAACAACUCAUACCAACAAACAAACAUGUAAAUCAACAGGCGCCUUUCAAAACAUCAUUAUUUUAAAUUUAAUUUGCAACUUUUAAAGUUGAAACGUCUCGAUUUUGAGAUAAUCUCGUCCUUAAACCAUGUUUUGCUGAAGAAGUCGAAGCAAAAAUGGAGAAGUACGAGGUGCUGAGCAUCGCCGGCGAAGGUUCUUUUGGCCGAGUGUACAAGGCCAAGCGUCGGGACACGCAGGAGGUCGUCGCCUUCAAAGUCAUUCCAAAGAUCGGACGGUCGUUGAAAGAGUUGGACAGUUUUCGGCAGGAAUGCGAAGUGCAGCGUCACCUGAACCACCCCAACAUCAUCCAGAUGCUCGACUCCUUCGAAACCGAGCACGACAUCGUGGUCGUUUCCGAGUUUGCGGACAAGCAGCUGUACGCGAUUCUGGGCAAGGAGGGUUACCUGCCCGAGGACAGGGUGCGCAAGAUCACGUGCGACCUGGUGUCGGCCCUUUUCUACCUGCACUCCAACAGGGUGCUGCACCGAGACCUGAAGCCGCAGAACGUCCUGCUCGACGCCGCCAACACGGCCAAGCUGUGCGACUUUGGCUUUGCCAGGCACAUGGGCAAGGGCACCAUGCUGCUGACCUCCAUCAAGGGCACGCCCCUCUACAUGGCGCCCGAACUCAUCAAGGAGAGUCCCUACGACCACAACGCUGACCUAUGGUCGCUGGGGUGCAUAGUUUAUGAGCUUCUGGUGGGAAUUCCACCCUUCAAGAGCUCCUCUGUUCUUCACCUAGUUCGACUCAUCCACAACGAGCAAAUCCGCUUUCCCGAGUACGUCUCUCAAGAGUGUGUCGCUUUUCUCCAGGGCCUCUUGCAAAAAGACCCGAAUGACAGACUCACCUGGCCGGAUCUUCUGCACCACCCCUUUUUAAAAGGCAACGUUGUCAUCCAACAAGACUUAGCUGCUUCGUUGCCACCUCUGACGGAGCCUCUCUCCAACUCGCAGCAGAAAGUCAAGGAAACCCAACGCCAAAUUUUACUCGACAAACACCCCAGAAAUGCAAAACUGGUGAGCAAACUGGAGGAGCAGCUGAAGCAGAAACUGUCCUUGGAUGAAAAGGACGAGGAGGAGGAGGAAGAGGUUCGGAGCGCCACGCCCACCCCUGAGGAACCCCCACCCUCGGCCAGCAGCAAGGAUAGGAAGGGGGAAGGGGAGGAGGAGGACGAGGUGCAGAACUUUGAGUGGCAGGACUAUCUGCAGCGCAGCAUGGAGGAGGUCAUCGGCGGCGACCUGUCCUGUCUGCUGCGGCCGCCGCUGGUCAGGGUGGCCACGGCGCCCCUGCUGCGCCGCACGGCCUCUGCCAGGGUGCUCGACUCGGUGGCGUGUCUGCUCAUGCUGCCCCUUGUUUGCGCCGACCUCAAGCCAAAGGUCAGCACCCUGCUCGAGGCCCUGGCCGAGUCCAACGUGGUCGACCAGCUCGUCCAAGGGCUGUGGAGUUUGCUGGCCGAGAAAAACUCGGACCUGCACGCCUUCGAGCUGGUCAAGUCGAAGCGGCUGGGCCCUGAAAGGUUGCAGGCGGUGGAGCACGUGGUGCUGCUGCUGAGCCACCUGGUGCACCGGCAGCCCUACCCAAAGGUCGAGAUCUUCCUGUGCCAGUGGUGCAACGCCGUCAGGAGCCGCGGCCCCUCCUUCGCCCUCCUCACCAGACACCUGCUCACCCUCAGCAAGCGCAGGCCCAAAAUCGUGGCCGACACCCUGGCCAUCUUCAACCACGUCCUCAGGGCGCUGCCCUCGCAGGCCGUGCUGGUCCUCGAGGCCCUCGUCGGCAACUCGGCCACAAAAGCCAGAGGCAAGAAGCCGAUCGACCCUGGCAAGUUCCUGGACAACCCCAACGCCAUGCUCAGACUCAACACCCUGACCCUGAUGCAGUACCUGAGCGCCAAAUUCGGCACUGGUCUGUUCGAGUUCUGGGACGCCAAUGUGAAGCAAAAGGUGGCCAAAAUCGCCAAGGAGGAAAAGGAUCUCAAAACUAAAGAAGUCGCCGUCCGGACUUUGGAGGUGAUUGAGAAGGUGGAAAGCCUGUGAUGAAAGAAAGUGCAAUAAAUUGAACAAUUUCAUAAUAACAAAGAUUUAUUUACUCAACAACUAUAACAAUAAUUGGAAUGCAUUACAUUUCUAGAGAGUCUCGAAGUU
Messenger RNA from Neocloeon triangulifer, 2193 nucleotides. It is a transcript of the gene fu, whose product is annotated as serine/threonine-protein kinase 36. The record is from RefSeq and is a predicted model, not a curated record. NCBI's taxonomy places the organism in Eukaryota, Metazoa, Arthropoda, Insecta, Ephemeroptera, Baetidae. Gene Ontology annotation, molecular function: protein kinase activity; ATP binding. The coding region runs from base 169 to 2085 and encodes 638 amino acids. Gene Ontology annotation, biological process: protein phosphorylation. Gene Ontology annotation, cellular component: cytoplasm. The transcript is spliced from 10 exons.